Stereum hirsutum FP-91666 SS1 is the source of this 2272-nucleotide messenger RNA. Its product is annotated as N-acetylhexosaminidase. Lineage: Eukaryota; Fungi; Basidiomycota; Agaricomycetes; Russulales; Stereaceae. The record is from RefSeq and is a predicted model, not a curated record. The coding region runs from base 425 to 2101 and encodes 558 amino acids. Gene Ontology annotation, molecular function: beta-N-acetylhexosaminidase activity. The transcript has 9 exons. Gene Ontology annotation, cellular component: membrane. Gene Ontology annotation, biological process: glycosaminoglycan metabolic process; carbohydrate metabolic process.
UUCCCAUCUCGCGUUCAUUUGCUACCUCGUGGUCUUCCACAGAGCCAUGCAGCGUCCGGAGGAUAACUUAUCGGCUGACUUCGUUGGCGGGGUAAUCAACAUCAAAAAAUAGAGUCUGCCCGCCCCUGCUGGGUAUCUCAUAUGCGACGGGCGUGUAGGGCAUGUGCAGCGCCCUCGGAUAGGAAAACAUCGUUCAUCAUGGAGACAGGAAUACAUACAGCAGGAUGGCGGAGCGCCCCUUGUCUCUUCAUAUAUAGGCCCAGCCCCUUGUCCGAACCAUCCCCUUCCAGUAGAGAAGCACGCCGGUUGAACAAGCCAGCGCACGGUAUAUAAAAGAGCGCGUCGCGUCCGUUGCUUCGCUGUACCCCCUCUCUUUCUCUCCUUUCGUGCCAACUUUCUAGGUCCGUGGAGGCUGCGUUUCGCCAUGACACCCUCGUUUUCCUCCCUUCUAGUGAAGGGCGCCUUCCUGCUCUCUGCUUCUGCACCUGUCUUCGCUAUCUGGCCGUUGCCCUCUAACUUGGAACUCGGAUCAUCCACACUCAAACUUGACUCCAAUUUCUCUAUCCAAACCUCUGGCCUCUCUUCUACUCCUGAUGACCUCCAAGCUGCCAUCGACCGCACCACAAACUACAUCGCCACAGACGGCCUCGAACGUCUCGUCGUCGGUCGUGGUUCCGUAGACGCCGACUCGCUUUCCAACGCAAGCACCCUAUUCUCUUUAGUCCUGCAGUACACCGGCACUGGCGACGCGAAGAGCAUCACGGAAGAGAGUCAGGUUCUGGUUGAGGAAAGGGUCGAAACCUACUCGUUGACUGUUCCCGCGGAUGGUUCUUCGGCGACGAUCAGUGCCAACUCGACUUUGGGGCUGUUCAGGGGUUUGACGACCUUUGAGCAAUUGUGGUAUACCCAUGAGGAUGCGAUCUACACCGUGUCGGCGCCUGUGACGAUUCAGGACUCACCUGCAUACCCGUACCGCGGUUUCAUGCUCGAUACCUCGCGAAACUACUUCCCUGUUUCGGACAUUAAACGCACUUUGGACGCGAUGAGCUGGGUGAAGAUGACAACAUUCCACUGGCACGUCGUGGACAGUCAGAGUUUCCCUCUCCAAAUCGACGGUUACAUGGAGCUUUCGGAGACUGGAGCCUAUGAUAAUAGCUCGGUCUAUACAUCCUCUGACGUCGCCGACAUCGUUUCUUAUGCUGGUGCUCGCGGGAUCGACGUUAUAGUCGAAAUUGACACUCCUGGUCACACCAGCGUCAUCCACCUCUCCCACCCCGAACACAUCGCAUGCCCCGAAUUCACCCCCUGGGCAACCUACGCCAAUGAACCCCCGGCCGGCCAACUCCGCAUCACUUCCAACGAGACCCAACAAUUCACCGCCGGGAUGCUCACCGCGGCCGCCUCCAUGUUCCCCUCGCCGUACUUCAGCACCGGAGGAGACGAGAUCAACCAAAACUGUUAUGAUUGGGACAACGAGACGCAGAGCGCGUUGAAUGCGACGGGAGCGACGUUCGAGGAGAUGUUGAGCGAUUUCGUGGUGGUGAACCAUCAGGCGUUGGAAGCGGUGGGUAAGACGCCGGUUGUUUGGGAAGAAAUGGUCCUCGACCAUAAUGUUACUCUGUCGAACGACACCGUCGUUUUCGUUUGGAUAAGCUCCGCCAACGCUCUCGCUAUCGUUCAAGCAGGCUUCAAGCUCGUCCACGCUCCCUCCGACUACUUCUACCUCGACUGCGGCCACGGUGGCUGGGUCGGCUCCUACCCCGCCGGCGCCUCCUGGUGCGACCCCUUCAAAACCUGGCAAUACGCCUACACAUUCGACCCCACCGCAAACAUGACCUCCUCCGAAGCCUCUCUCGUCCUUGGCGGCCAACAGCUCCUCUGGACUGAACAGUCUGGCCCUGGUUCGCUCGAUUCGACGGUCUGGCCGCGUGCGGCGGCGUCGGCGGAACUUUUCUGGAGUGGCCCGGGGGGCAAUGUGACUAGUGCGUUGCCGAGGCUGCAUGAGUUGAGCUUUAGGAUGGCGCAGAGGGGGGUGGAGACGAUUCCGUUGCAGCCGCUUUGGUGUGCUUUGAGGGAUUAUGCUUGUGAUUUGACGGCUUGAGUGGGGUUUUACUUUUGGAUGUGUUAAGUAUGUUAGGAUGCGGUGGUGAUUUCUUGGACUAAUACUGAGUUACAUAUAUCUGUUGUUCGAACUAACGAAACAUGUUGUUGGAUAUCCUCACCCACACCAGGCAUGGACCCCUUUUUGGUGGUAUACAAAAUUAUGGAAAAG